Messenger RNA from Rhodotorula toruloides NP11, 678 nucleotides. RefSeq lists its product as uncharacterized. The record is from RefSeq and is a predicted model, not a curated record. NCBI's taxonomy places the organism in Eukaryota, Fungi, Basidiomycota, Microbotryomycetes, Sporidiobolales, Sporidiobolaceae. The transcript has 3 exons. The coding region runs from base 1 to 678 and encodes 225 amino acids.
AUGUCGACACCUCUGCACCUCCGCCUGGUCCCCGAGCCCCCCUUCCAAAAACCCAUCUACCCACGGCGUCACCUCACCAUGAUGUGCAUGCUCCUCAACGUCCAGAGCAGCGAGUGGUACAGUGAAUUCGAGGAGGUCUAUCGCAAGUGUCCCGGGAUUGAGCGUAUGGCGGACGAAUUCAUCGAGCUGUUGGGCGAGGCGACGGCGUACUAUCCGUUCGACGCAACCGAGGCUUUGCGCGAUCGACCUGACUAUGUCUUCGACAAGCAUUUCAACUUUGCUGUUCCUGCCCUUCUGCGGCGCGACUGCAUCCAGAUGCGACGCAACGAGCCGGUCGCUUCGUCGGCGGUCUAUGAGAGCAUCGCGCUGAAACCGAAGUCGCUUGAGGAGGCAGACCUGAUCCACCUCGACGACGGCUCGACAAUCAGCGUCAAAGAUGAACUCGUCCAUUACGAUCUCUUCGACUCCGCUCGACACAGAUGGGGCUGGCUGGGAGCAACCGCUGCCAAGGCCUACAUCGCGAUGCGUCGGAACUUUACACCUCGACACACGCUCCCCUCGUCCGACGACGACGACGCGCCACUUUCACAAUCUCCCGUCCAAUCUGUCGCAUCGGCUCAUGAACCUGCGCAUGACUCGAGCGAUCUGCGCCGUCGCCAUAGGUCCCCUUGCUCGUAA